Molecule: messenger RNA, 2231 nt
Organism: Populus nigra (black poplar)
Lineage: Eukaryota; Viridiplantae; Streptophyta; Magnoliopsida; Malpighiales; Salicaceae
Exons: 15
Coding region: 63-2006 (647 amino acids)
Molecular function (GO): RNA binding; 5'-3' DNA helicase activity; ATP binding
Source: RefSeq, a predicted model, not a curated record
UGCUUAGACAGACCCCAGUAUCUCUCUCUCACAUUCUCAGCAAGCAAAAGCAACGAGGAAGGAUGGAGACAGAGAAAACGAAAAAGAAAGCAGCAGCUCUCUCGCUUCAAGAAUUCAUCUCCAUUACGUCUCCUUUGCUCGAUUUAGAGAAGGAAUCAGAGAUAUCAGCAUCUAUUGGUUCAGGCGCGUUAAGAAAUUUAGAUUCUGCUCAGAAGAAAGGUUCUACGAUUCUCAAUUUGAAGUGCGUUGAUGCUCAGACAGGUUUGAUGGGGAAGACGCUACUGGAGUUCCAAUCUAAUAAAGGAGAUGUUUUACCUGCUCAUAAGUUUGGCACACAUGAUGUGGUUGUCUUGAAACCGAACAAAGCUGAUUUAGGAUCCCCUGCUCUUGGUCAAGGUGUUGUUUAUCGGUUAAAGGACUCGUCUAUUACUGUUGCUUUUGAUGAUGUACCGGAUGAGGGUUUAAAUAGUCCGCUACGAUUGGAGAAAGUUGCAAAUGAGGUGACAUAUCGGAGGAUGAAGGAUGCCUUGAUUCAGUUGAGCAAAGGUGUGCAUAGAGGCCCCGCUGCUGACUUAAUUCCUGUUUUAUUUGGAGAGAGACAACCAACAAUGUCAAAAAAGGAUGUUACAUUCACCCCAAUUAACUCCCACCUUGAUCACUCUCAGAAAGAUGCCAUUUCAAAGGCACUGUCAUCAAAGAAUGUAUUUUUGCUACAUGGACCUCCUGGAACUGGAAAAACCACUACUGUGGUGGAAAUUAUCUUGCAAGAAGUGAAAAGAGGAUCGAAGAUUCUUGCAUGUGCUGCUUCAAACAUUGCUGUCGACAACAUUGUUGAGCGACUUGUUCCUCACAGAGUAAAGUUAGUGAGAUUGGGGCAUCCUGCACGCUUGCUACCUCAAGUAUUGGACAGUGCACUUGAUGCACAGGUUCUACGGGGGGACAACAGCGCUCUUGCAAAUGACAUUCGGAAGGAAAUGAAGGCAUUAAAUGGAAAAUUGUUGAAAACCAAAGAUAAAAGCACAAGAAGAGACAUACAGAAGGAACUCAGGACUCUUUCAAAAGAAGAACGUAAAAGGCAGCAGUUAGCCGUGAUAGAUGUAAUUAAAAAUGCAGAUGUGGUGUUGACGACUUUGACUGGUGCAUUUUCUCACAAGCUGAAUACUACUUCGUUUGAUUUGGUGAUUAUUGAUGAAGCUGCUCAGGCACUUGAGAUAACUUGCUGGCUUGCUUUGCUGAAGGGUUCAAGGUGUAUACUUGCAGGAGACCAUCUUCAGCUUCCUCCGACCAUCCAAAGUGUUGAAGCUGAGAAGAAAGGGUUGGGAAGAACCCUCUUUGAACGCCUCACGGAUCUGUAUGGAGAUGAAGUCACUUCUAUGCUCACUGUCCAGUACCGCAUGCAUGAACUAAUUAUGAACUGGUCAUCUAAAGAGCUUUACAACAGUAAGAUCAAAGCCCAUCCGAGUGUUGCUGCACAUAUGCUUUUUGAUCUUGAGGGUGUCAAGAGAUCCUCUUCUACAGAACCGACCCUUCUUCUUGUAGACAUAGCUGGGUGUGAUAUGGAGGAAAAGAAGGAUGAAGAAGAUAGCACAAUGAAUGAGGGAGAAGCUGAAGUUGCAGUGGCCCAUGCAAAGAGACUUGUUCAGAGUGGAGUCCAGGCUUCUGACAUUGGAAUAAUUACUCCUUAUGCAGCACAGGUUGUCUUGCUCAGGAUAUUGAAAAACAAUGAUGAUAAGCUAAAGGAUAUGGAAAUCUCAACAGUGGAUGGUUUCCAGGGUCGAGAGAAGGAAGCCAUCAUUAUUUCAAUGGUUCGAUCAAACUCAAAGAAAGAGGUGGGGUUUUUGAGUGACCAUAGGCGGAUGAAUGUGGCUGUGACACGGGCAAGAAGACAGUGUUGUCUUGUAUGUGACACAGAGACAGUGAGCGGUGAUGGGUUCUUAAAGCGAUUAAUUGAGCAUUUUGAGGAGCAUGGGGAGUAUCUAAGUGCAUCAGAGUACCUCAAUGAAUGAUCAAAGAUAGCUAGGGAAGAGGGUAUUUUUAAACUGUUGGAGAUUAUCAAAUGGCUUGCUAGAAGACAUUACUUGGAAUUAUUUUAACUAUUUGUAUUUGGAUCAAAGUAAUCUGAUAGUUGAUCAGAGCAUAUUUUGCUUCUUUUAAUUUAUCUAAUUAUCUGGAAAAGAUUAUACUUUGUAUUUUUUACUAUAAUUUUGAAAUAGAUAAAAAUCUCUUGUCCA